Molecule: messenger RNA, 1482 nt
Organism: Daldinia vernicosa
Lineage: Eukaryota; Fungi; Ascomycota; Sordariomycetes; Xylariales; Hypoxylaceae
Exons: 3
Coding region: 1-1482 (493 amino acids)
Source: RefSeq, a predicted model, not a curated record
AUGGCCAGUUUAUCAAACUCCGAGGCAAAUUCCCAGACCAUGCCUAACACGUCGAACGGACUGAUGCGUCCUCGGUCCCAUGCUAGGUCUUCCCGGGCCCAAAUAUAUCCUCACCCAAACCUAGAAAACCAACUCUCCCACCGAGAGUAUCUCGACAAUUGCUUAAGAUUUGAGCUAGUUCAAGAGCGACUUACCCAAGUACCUGGCAAGCCCCCCGGGCCUAGAUGCAGCGAUGUCAAAGCAACCCUUGAGAGGGUAGACGAUAUCUGGCCAAUCCCUCAUGACUUGGGGGCUGGUGAAGUCGGAAACACAUUGAAUGCUAGCGUUCCACGACCUUAUUCGCGUCUCGCCUUAAGUCAAGGGACAAGCGUUACAUGCGCUCAAGGUAUACCUGGCCCGAGCCGGGGUGGGACGCAGCAUAUUCAUAUAGCUGGUCAUCAACCGACGGUGAGCUCUUCCUUAAACCCAAGUCGGAAGAGGACAAGGAAAAGAAAGAAACAUAGCGACGAUGAUGACGAUAACGACGACGAGGGUUCUCCUAGCUACGGAAAGAAACCAGCUUCUCUGAAAAAUCCGCGCCCAAAAUUUGCCUGCCCAUUCCUUAAGGUGUUCCCCCAUUUACCUCUCCAUUGCCAUGAUGAAGGUGGCUUUGCGGACACGUCUCGAGUCAAGGAACAUAUUUACCGGAAGCAUCGAAACCCUCAAUGUCCGUUCUGUGGCACAGUCUUCGGCCGGAAUGAGGAAUGCACAGAGCACCUUCUCAUGAGGUCCUGUACGCCUCCUGAAAACGGGUUCCCCAUACUUGUAAUUCAUAACGGACAAGAAAAUGAAAUGCGGAGGCGACAAGGCUUGCGAGGCUUGUUAGAAGAGGAGAAGUGGUAUAGAAUAUACUCAAUCAUCUUUCCGGAAGCCGCCCGUCCGUACCCGUCUCCAUAUGUCGAAGAGCAUGCAGGAUACCAACUGCAAGAGGAACCACGGCAACCACAAGAACUAUCUCAUGAGGUACGACAAGUGAUCAUGCAAGAGAUGUGGCAGUUGGAAAAGGACCCACAACAGCCAGAACAGCCGCAAGAGCUACCGCAGGAGCUACCGCAACCACCGCAAGGGGUAUCAGGACAGCCUCAAAGCGUAUCGCAACAGCUUCUAGAAGUACAACAAACGAUUAUACGAGAGAUGCGGCAACAGCUACAAGAGGUACGGCAAGCAAUAAGACAAGAAGUGCGACAAGUAAUACAGCACGAGGUACGCUUACAGCUGCAAGAAGCAUGGCGGAUAUUUCCCCCGUAUUUUCCUCAACAGCCAUGGCAAGGUGACGGCCCUUCUCUUCUUGGUAUUGGUGCUCAACUCCCCAUCCCGGGAAAUUCCAGUGGUGAGAAUGGCCAUAACGGCCACGAAUUUGUCGACCCUGUAUUUCUACAGGGAGAAAUGCUGAAUAUGUUCGAACAAGUGCCAGAGGAAGACCCGCCCAACCCAUCUGGUUGA